Petromyzon marinus (sea lamprey) is the source of this 3893-nucleotide messenger RNA. Its product is annotated as very-long-chain enoyl-CoA reductase-like. Gene Ontology annotation, molecular function: oxidoreductase activity, acting on the CH-CH group of donors. Gene Ontology annotation, biological process: very long-chain fatty acid biosynthetic process. The record is from RefSeq and is a predicted model, not a curated record. NCBI's taxonomy places the organism in Eukaryota, Metazoa, Chordata, Hyperoartia, Petromyzontiformes, Petromyzontidae.
ACGCGAAUUGAGUCAGCUGUACCAAGUGGGAUGGAUGGAGACAGGAGGCUGCGCAUCCCCUCGCAUUUUCUGCUCGCACUUCUCGACAGCGUGCCGAGAGCCGGCGGGGAGCGUGAAGCGGGACAACAAAACUGGGCGCGCGCGCGCGCGGGGACGACGCAGCGGCUGUCAAGAGCCGCCGACGCCACCGCCGACGCCACCGCCCCGAGAAAUAUUCGGCGUGGCGCAAUUUCUCGCCGUCAAAUUUUGCGGAUAAAUUUUUGCGGGUAAAUUUUUUGCGCGCGCGCCCGCUCGCGACGUGGGCCUGGGAGUGACAACAGUUCUCUUGCUCGACGGUCGGCAAAGGCGUAGGGCUGGGGUGGGGGAGGGGGGAAACUCUUCACGGGACAAAACAGCCCUCGGUAAAAUAGGUCCGUAUCUCAACAAAGCGCUUCUCCGUUGGACAACCGCGCUUUUUUGUUUUACUCCGGCAAGGUGGCCCAGAAAGCGAGAGGCGGAUCGCAGCGGAGGCUGUGGCAGGCGUCGUUUGGAAGACGCCACACGUUUCCCCUAGUUCCUGGUGACAGCCCACCAGAUGAUGGACAAGACGAAGAAGGCAAGCCGGGGAAAGAAGGUCAGCAGGGCCACCUUCUUCGAGGUUGAGAUCAAGGAUGGCCUCAGCAAGGAUCAGCUCUGUUUCAUGGACAAGGUUGAGCCGACGGUCACCGUCGCUGAACUCAAGGCCAUGUUCCAGAAAUCCUAUCCUGGGAUGUAUCCGUCUCGCCAGUGCUUCAAGGUUGACCCAAAGGGCAAGGCGGUGAGGGAUGAGGAUGUCCUGAAGAGUCUCCCCGUAGGGACCACAGCCACCUUCUACUUCUACGACCUGGGACCCCAGGUCAACUGGACCACGGUGUUCUUCAUCAAGUACCUCAGCAUCCUCGGCGUCUACUUCCUCUUCUACAUCCGCACGCCGUUCCUCUACCCGUCGGAGAGCGACUUCACCCUCAGCGCGCACAGGGUGGUGCACUUGGCCUUUGUCUGCCACACAUUCCACUACGUCAAGUGUCUCCUGGAGGCCAUCUUCGUCCACCAAAUCGCGUCCCGUGGCACCAUGCCCCUGCGCAACAUGAUUAAGAAUUACUCAUACUACAUGCUCUUCACGUUAUGGAUGGCAUUCUAUAUCAACCACCCUCUCUACACACCCCCUUCAAACAAGCAGAUGGGUGUGGGGCUCAUGUGCUUCAUCGUGUGCGAGAUCGGCAACUACUUCAUCCACGUGACGCUCCGGGACCAGCAGAGUUCCGUGUACAGGCUGCGUCAGUAUCCGAUGCCGACCAUGAAUCCUUUCACGUGGCCGUUCGUGUUCAUCUCCUGUCCCAACUACACAUACGAGAUUGGAGCCUGGUUUGGAUUUUCCAUCAUGACCCAGACUGUCGCAGCUGCCAUCUUCCUGGUGUUCGGCUUCGUGCAAAUGACCAUCUGGGCUCGCGAGAAGCACCAGGUGUACCUCAAGGCCUUCGCAGACUACCCGCGCCUCCGCAAGCCCAUCCUGCCCUUUCUGCUGUGACCUUGGAGCCUGGAGGCCAGCGCCAGGCAGUCGCCUGCACGCGCGACCAAAAUUCGUGGUCACCUCGUUCCGUGCCACGCGUGUGUAUCGGGUUAUAUGUAUUGCUAGGAAGGCAAAGAUCCUCCGUGUAGCCUUCGCCGACUGUUAGGGCAAGUGCUGUUAGCGUGUAGCGCCUAUGAAGGCCGGCACGGUACACGAGGGGGUGGGUGGCCAACACCCACCCCAUCGUGUAAGUGGCGAUGUCCACACAUUGCACCAGGUACUCAAUUGAGGCUGAGUCAUGUGUUCAUCAAAAUCUGCUCAUAGUGUCUUCCCACUCCAGUGAGUGUGUAAUGGUGCUCGUAUCUUUCGGUGGGCCUAGAGCCAGGGGUGGAAAUUCCACGUUCCUCUGGCGGAGUCAGUCUCUCCGUAGGAUGGUGACUGUUGACUUUCGACUGAAGCAGUACCUCAUUUUAACAGCCCUGCACAGGGGACGAUGAUGAUGGGUUGAGUCGACCCCCGAACAGCAUUUUGAACUUGUGGCCGGCUUGAUUAUGGGUCGCGCACUCCGCCCAAGCAAGACCUGACUUAAUAUUUCAGUACACAUAGAGCAACAACAACAACAACGACGACAUCACUCGGUGGCGGUGAUGUGGCCAUGGCGCCUGUGCGAGGCCAUGUGCGCUUUAAGGCCACGUGAAGUGUCGAAGAGUCACCGGCAGGAGGCCAUUGGAAAGGCACGUACACACCCAGUACACGCACGUACACAGCACACGCACACAAAUUAACACGUGGAGACUACCUGUCGUAUGGAGGCUGACACAUGGCAAUGAACGGAACGGAACAGAUUUCCACGAAGACUUGGGAAAUGGGGCAUCUUCGUCUGCUGCCGUCCCAUUCGUCUAUUAGAAGCGGCUCCCGUGCAGCGAGUGCGGACGAUCGCUCCUUUCCCGUAGCCGCGGGUCACAGCGAGGUCACCGCCGCCCGAAUGCCAACUUGAACCUGUCGGGCCGUCGCAGAAUAAUUCGGUUGCAACGCCUCCGGAGAAGCGGCGAGGACGUCUGGGCGGUGUGAUUGCCGGACUGACCUGAAGGUGGCACGCGGUCCGUUGGGGUUUUUUUUGUUUACUGCAUCUGCAGCAUCGUAUCAGAACCUGUUAUUAUAUAUCGUAGGUAUUUAAUUAGCAGUGCAUGGUGCAAAGACGCAAAUAUGCAAUGUAUGUGCUACAAAGCUCUCAUUCGGUUCAUAUAUUAUCGGGCCAGGUUCAGCUGUGUUGAUGUGUGUUAUAAAAAACUAUAUAUUUAUUAGAAAGCGGCAACAGUUGAGAGGUGUUUUAAAAAGGCACUCGCUGUGUGGAACCGAGUGGAGCGGAGGGAGCGGUGGUAAGCGCACUGGCCGGUUACACUUCGGCGACUUGAUUUUGACGAUUCCCGGCCAUGGCAAAAUUUACCGGUGGCAAGCGGUUUCCCGAGCCUGGUCCCGGUGUCUCAACUCCUUCACCAACCACGUUGACCAUCUGUGAAAAAGAGCUUCGUGGCUCAUAGGAUUCCUUCAGUAGAAGUGAAUAUUCUGACUGUGAUAAAGAGAUGGUCACAAUGACCCUCACUGACCAAUCCGGUGUGUGUAGGUGGGGGAAGCCUUAAUUUAGCAGUGGUCUGACAUGCUGAAAAUAUCUUUCUCGUGUGUACGUAUGUUGAACUUCUUCUGCACCGUAUGUAGCCAACUGUGCUAAUCGGAUGUGCGGGGGGCGGAGGGGGGGGACGGUGCCUCGUAUAAACAAACAAUAGAGCGUCCGGAUGGUUGAACAACCAGCCUUCGAGAAAACGCCGCUCCUGUAAAAAAAGAAAAAUCCCAGUGCAACUUUGCCAAUUGUGAUGCCGCCGACCCCGUGUUCCGCGAGUGACUGUGGCCUGUUUCCUUGUACAUAGCGCAGUUGUUUAUUUUAAGAUAUUUUUUUUGUUGCAAUGACUGCUACCGUGGUCGCACGGGCUCGUUCGUUCAUUUUGCAGGCCGCUACGUUUACAAAGCGAGAUCUGUCCUACAGCGAGUUUUUAUUUUUUUCGCGAGCAGCAUGAUGCUCUGCGACAAAGCGGGUUGUGUGGUUGGUACAUUUUUGUUUUUAUUUAUUUCUGGAGACUGGCAUGCACGCUGCGAAAACAACAACAACAACAACAAAACCCAGAAAACAGCUGAUGCGCAGUCGGGAAUACAUCAUCAUCAUCGCCUCGUUUUUUUUUGCCAGCGAUACGUGCAGGAGAUGCUCGUGAAUGGCAAAUUUCGCGGAUAAAGAUUUUUGCCGCACGAAAAACCUAUAUUUUAAAUGAAUGAGCUUAAAUACAUAAAUAUGAUAUUGAAUACGUGAAAUGAA